Cooperia oncophora is the source of this 915-nucleotide messenger RNA. NCBI's taxonomy places the organism in Eukaryota, Metazoa, Nematoda, Chromadorea, Rhabditida, Trichostrongylidae. The record is from the annotation of a GenBank genome assembly.
AUGUAUUUUUUAGUUACUGGAAUAGCUCAAAAGAUGUCAGGCAAGAAGAGAAGAAAUAUCGAGACAACAGCAGAGGAUCUCUCUGGAGUUGAAUUUGAGAGCUCUGAGGAGGUGGAAGUUAUCCCAACUUUCGAUGGCAUGGGAUUGAGGGAGCCGCUGCUUCGUGGUAUUUACUCGUACGGUUUCGAAAAACCGUCUGCAAUCCAGCAGCGUGCCAUCAAGCCAAUCAUGAAAGGUCGUGACGUUAUAGCGCAGGCCCAGUCUGGUACCGGAAAGACUGCGACGUUCUCGAUUUCGGUGCUUCAGUCAAUUGACACGGAUCUGAGAGAGUGCCAGGCUUUGAUUCUUUCACCGACUCGUGAAUUGGCUGUGUCGGGUACUCCCGGUCGUGUGUUCGAUAUGAUUCGUCGUCGUAAUCUCCGUACACGCUCGAUUAAACUGCUAGUUCUGGACGAAGCCGACGAGAUGUUGAAUAAAGGAUUCAAGGAACAGCUUUAUGAUAUCUAUAGAUAUCUUCCACCUGGCGCUCAGUCGUUUUUGCUGUCUGCCACACUACCUCACGAGAUUCUCGAAAUGACCAGUAAAUUCAUGACUGAUCCUAUCAGAAUCCUCGUAAAACGUGAUGAGUUGACAUUGGAAGGCAUCAAGCCAGAUGUGAUGAGAGGUGGCGCCAUUAUACAAUAUGCCGGCAUACAGCUGCUGCCACUCUGGCGAAUUCGAGUACACCUAAAAGAAUUCCGAGCAGGAAACAGUCGAGUGUUGAUUUCGACUGAUGUGUGGGCACGAGGUCUUGAUGUUCCUCAGGUUUCCCUCGUUAUCAAUUAUGACCUCCCAAAUAAUCGUGAAUUGUACAUUCAUCGUAUUGGUCGCUCGGGUCGAUUCGGAAGAAAGGUUAGUGCGGUCAACAUUCGAUGA